Molecule: messenger RNA, 3676 nt
Organism: Xenia sp. Carnegie-2017
Lineage: Eukaryota; Metazoa; Cnidaria; Anthozoa; Malacalcyonacea; Xeniidae
Product: ubiquitin conjugation factor E4 B-like
Biological process (GO): protein polyubiquitination
Cellular component (GO): cytoplasm; nucleus; ubiquitin ligase complex
Molecular function (GO): ubiquitin-ubiquitin ligase activity
Source: RefSeq, a predicted model, not a curated record
CACUAAAAUUUUUAUGUACUAUGGCUUGGUUUAAAUGAGUAUGACUUUGUUUUGAUUUCAUAUUAUUUUUAACGUUAAACAUCGCAUGGAAACCUCACAACACUAUUGCCUGUCUUGAAAGAUUGAAGUAUGAGCGAGUUGACUGCUGAAGAAAUUCGACAGCGCCGUCUCGCCCGACUGUCGAUGAGUCCACAGUCUACCAGUCAGGCUCCCUCUACUUCUACAGCCCACACUAGUCCAUCACCAUCAGUUGAUAUCCCUUCUUAUGGUACCAGUCCAAGUACAGGUUUCUUAAUGGAUGUUUCUCCAUCAAGAAAUAUUUCCAUCAUAAACAAGAAAGGCGGAGGCUCUCUAAGUUCUCUUGAUAGUGGUUUUGACUCGCAGUCGAUGAAUGUGGAUGAUCAUAUGAACGAGGGAAUGCUUAGUGAUAAAUGUGGUAAAAGAUUGCCACGCAAUGCUCCUUCGACAUCACCAGAUUUGUUGCAAGCUGUUAAAAAGAGUCGAGAGAAUUUUGAGGGACCACCUGUUGUAGACGAGCUAUUGAUCAAUGCCAUUACACAAAUAUUUGAUGUAUCUUUCGAGGAACAGCAAACUAAGUUUGCUAAAAGUACGUGUACAUUUCUUCCUGAAAUGGCUGAGAAUUUGCGUAAGAAAUCUUUGAAAGCAAUGUUGGCGGAUGUCGAAGUAUUUAUCAGUGAUGUUUUGAUGGAAAGAAUGUUAAUCGAGAAGUAUGGUAAUCAUAGUGAAAGCAUGUCUUGUGAUAUGGACGAUUUCACGUCGAAAGAAGAAAAGGAAGACCAUGUCGAAAAGAUUUUUAUUUAUUUGAUGGAAUCUUACGGCAGAGUUGGCAAGAUUGAUAAAGAAUACGUUCAGCCAAAAGACAAGGAAAGAUAUUUUGAUAUGUUGAAUGAAGCCAAAACUUUAUCAUUGAGAUAUAUCUACAUUGCUCUGUUGGAAAGAUCUAUACUGGCUCCCAGUCCUCUGAUGCGUUUCUUGCUCGAGGACAAGGCGAAACAACCCUCGGGUUUUCUUGCCGAACUCGUUACGACAUUAGCCGACGAUAGUGCAGCUCUGGAAUCAGUGUUUGCCCCUGUACUUCUGGGUCUUGCCGAAAGAAUAAAAAAUUGUUCAUUGGCUGAUAAAUCUUACAAAUAUCCAUUAGAAGCGAUGGCUCAACUCUGUGAAAUACGUAAGGAGUCUCCAUCAAACAGACCGAUUUGUGAUCUGAUGGUUAAACUUCCUUCGUGGCUGCCAUCGUCAUUUUCUGAUGCCAGUGGUAGAGAACUUCAAAGACUUUCUCUUCUCGGGCCGUUCUUUAGUCUCUCAGUUUUUGCUGAAGACUCGGAAGAAAUAGCUAAAAAAUAUUUUUACAAAACGAAGCUGAGAAGGGAUGCAAUAGCUCUGAGUACCAAUCAACUAAGACAUUCACUUCAUGAAGUUCAAGGACAACUCUUUAAAAUUAUCCAUGGUCUUCUGGUAUCUGUUUCGAGCCGUGAAAAAACAUUGCAAUUUAUCGCCCAAGUUUUAGACAGAAAUCAAAAACGCUCUCAUAUGCAGACUGAUGACACCAAACACUCCACCAAUGGAUUUAUGAUAAAUUUUCUCUCUGUUUUGCAAACACUGUGUCACAAGGUUACCUUAGAUAAGAUCAAUCAUUACUACCUGCAUCAUCCGAAAUGUCGCAUCGACAUUUCUCAACACACACGAAUGAAUGGAACUUUGGAUGAAAUUAAAAAAUGGAGAGACGAACUCGGUUCCAAAAUGAAGUUGGAUGUAGUGAAAUUUCCAACAGAAUGCUAUUUCUUAUGCUUCCAAUGUCAUCAUUUGUCCGUCAUGCCUUGUCUUCAUCAGUACUCGAAGACGUGGAGGACCCUUAGGGAUAUGACGAAGAUGAUCGAAGAACUUGAAGGACGUGAAAGUGAAUGGAAAGAUACGCCAAUGGCAGCGAGAAAUAAACUGCUUUUAAAAAAGUGGAAAGAAAGAAUAAAUAAACUGAUGGACUCUAAAGUGUGCUCAGAUGUCGUACUUCUCGAUUCGGACUUCCUUCUUAAUUGUCUCAGAUACUACAGUUCCACUGCCGAAUGGAUUGUGAUGUUGAUGAGAAAUUUUGAACACAGCCCUUUGGAGCUGCCUUUGAAAACAGAAGUUCCGAAACUGUUUGCAGCCUUGCCUGAAUACUUCAUUGAAGAUAUCGCUGAUUUUCUUACGUUUAUAAACGUCCAUGGUACGGAAAAUGUUGAAGAUGCUUCGCUGAGAAACAUUGUUAUGUUAAUGAUUAUGGUUAUCUGUACACCAUCGUAUUUGUCUAAUCCUUAUCUAACGGCAAAGCUUAUAGAGGUGAUAUUUAUUGGUAUACUGGUGAAUCAGCCUCAACCUUGUCCUUGGGUGGAAAUGUUACAAUAUGACGUUGUGUGUCAAGAUGUGCUCGCCCCAGCUCUUAUGAUGUUCUACACAAAUGUCGAAUCAACGGGCUCGUCUAACGAAUUCUACGACAAGUUCAGUAUUCGUCAUCACAUCUCGGUGAUCUUGAAGGAAUUAUGGAAAAUGCUUCAUCACAAAAACGCCAUUUUGAAACACAGUUCUUCAAAAGAUUUCAUACGGUUUGUGAACAUGUUGAUAAACGAUACGACAUUCCUACUGGACGAGUCGUUGAAUUGUCUUAAGUCCAUUAACGAAGUACAGCAACUGAUGAAAAACCGAUCUGAAUGGGAAGCCUUGUCCAGGGAAUCUCGAACUGCUCAUCAACGUCAACUCGCGAGCAAUGAACGACAAUGUAAAUCAUAUUUGACUUUUGCCAAUGAAACUGUUGAAAUGAUGCAUUAUCUAACUAAAGAUGCAACAGAACCUUUUCUCAAAGAGGAACUACGAGAUAGAUUGGCUGCGAUGCUCAAUUAUAAUCUUACCCAGCUCUGUGGACCUAAAUGCCGAAAUUUGAAGGUUGAGGAUCCCACCAAAUAUCAUUUCGAUCCAAAGAUGCUGCUAGAUCGUAUCACUGACAUUUACCUACAUUUGGAUUGCGCUGAAUUCAUUGAAGCUCUAGCUGCUGACGAGCGCUCCUACAAAAAUGAAUUAUUUGUCCUGGCGACUAAAUAUUUGAGAAAGGCCAACUUAAAAACUGAGGCGGAGUUGAGUAGAUUCUUAAUGAUGUCGGAAAAUGUAGAAAAGAAAAAGAAGGAGAAUGCCCAAAAAGACGAAGAUUUUGGAGAUGCGCCUGACGAGUUUAUGGAUCCAUUAAUGAACACGUUAAUGACUGAGCCAGUGCUUCUUCCAACCAGUGGUAAUAUCAUGGACAGAGCGGUGAUACGCCAUUUGCUCAACUCUUCUACUGAUCCUUUCAACAGAAGUCCUUUAUCGAUUGAGCAAUUAGUACCAGUGGGCGAAUUAAAGGAACAAAUACAAAAAUGGAUUGAAACAAAGUCACGAUCAAGAAAUGAUCGAAGCGAGUUGUAAAUUGUCUAGGAUUUAGGUUUGUUUGAAUCUUUCGGUUUUUCGUUGUUUAUUUCUCGUGUGUAUGCGUGCAAAGGAUAGUUUUAUCCCUCAUGAAUUCUUAAUAACAACAACUUGUAGUUUGAAUGUAAUGUUGUGUAUCCUACAGUUUUCAUGUUGUACAGUCUCGAUUUCACUAUCUCUAAUGUCACAACAAAUUAUAAUUCAUGCGAAUAUAUCUGUAAUGAUA